Messenger RNA from Myotis daubentonii (Daubenton's bat), 3152 nucleotides. It is a transcript of the gene SLC30A10, whose product is annotated as solute carrier family 30 member 10. Gene Ontology annotation, molecular function: zinc ion transmembrane transporter activity. The record is from RefSeq and is a predicted model, not a curated record. Gene Ontology annotation, biological process: zinc ion transmembrane transport; manganese ion transport; intracellular zinc ion homeostasis. Gene Ontology annotation, cellular component: membrane. Lineage: Eukaryota; Metazoa; Chordata; Mammalia; Chiroptera; Vespertilionidae.
CCAGACACGCCCCCUCUUCUCGGCAGCUCCCCGCUGUGCCCGGCUCUGUCCCAGAGGGACAGCCAUCGGCCGUGGCCGCCCGCCAGGGGCCGCGAGGGAGGGGGAAAGGCCACCGCCGAGGCGGCGUGCGCUCUCUGUAGAUACGGCCGCCGCCCGGCCCCCUCCUGUAGACUCUGGCCGCAGGGACCGGCGAGCCGCUCCAUAAAGAGCCGGGCGCAGGACAGGGCGGCGGGAUCCAAGGCGGUGCGGGCUCCGCGGGGUCGGGGUCGGGGCGCGGGGCGUGCGCGCUGCGCUGCGGGGACCAUGGGCCGCUACUCGGGCAAGACGUGCCGCCUGCUGUGCAUGCUGGUGCUCACCGUGAUCUUCUUCGUGGCCGAGCUGGUGUCCGGCUACCUGGGCAACUCGAUCGCGCUCAUCUCCGACUCGUUCAACAUGCUGUCGGACCUGAUCUCGCUGUGCGUGGGGCUGGGCACGGGCUCCCUGGCGCGCCGCGCGCGGCGGGGCCCCCGCGCCACCUACGGCUACGCGCGCGCCGAGGCGGUGGGCGCGCUCAGCAAUGCCGUCUUCCUCACCGCUCUCUGCUUCACCAUCUUCGUGGAGGCGGUGCUGCGCCUGGGGCGGCCCGAGCGCAUCGACGACCCGGCGCUGGUGCUCAUCGUGGGCGCCCUGGGGCUGGCGGUCAACGUGGUGGGGCUGCUGGUCUUCCAGGACUGCGGCGCCUGGUCCUCCUGCUGCCGCCGCCGCCGCCGUCUCCCGCCGCCCCCCGGGUCCCCGGGAGCCUUGGGGGGCCCGCAGGGAGCCGCCCGCGCAGCCCCCAGCCCGGACUCGGCCGUGACCCUGCGCGUGGGAAAGACCGCGGAGAAGGGGGCGACUGUGUUCGCCAACGUAGCAGGUGACUCCCUGAACGUCCAGCAUGAGCCGGAGGAGACGAUGAGGAAGGAGAAGAAGUCGGAAGCCCUGAAUAUCAGAGGUGUGCUUUUGCACGUGAUGGGCGACGCCCUGGGCUCGGUGGUGGUGGUGAUCACGGCCACCAUCUUCUAUGUGCUACCCCUGGGCCAGGAUGACGACUGCAACUGGCAAUGCUACAUUGACCCCAGCCUGACCGUCGUCAUGGUGAUCAUCAUUUUGUCGUCUGCCUUCCCGCUCAUCAAGGAGACCGCCAUCAUUCUGUUGCAGAUGGUCCCCAAAGGGGUCAACGUGGAGGAGCUGAUGAGUAAGCUCGCGGCCGUGCCGGACAUCAGCAGCGUUCAUGAACUGCAUAUCUGGGAACUUAUAAGUGGGAAGAUCAUUGCCACCCUGCACAUCAAGUACCAGAAGGACAGGGGGUAUCAGGACGCCAGUCUGAAAAUUCGAGAAAUCUUCCACAAGGCGGGAAUCCACAGCGUGACCAUCCAGUUUGAGGCCGUGGACUCGCCGGAGUCCCUGGAGCAGAAGGACACGCUGUCCCUCUGCAGCUCUCCCUGCAUCUCCAAGAGCUGUGCCAAGCACCUGUGCUGUCCCCCCCGGGCACUGCCCCUGGCCCACGUCAAUGGCUGUGCCGAGCACAACGGCUCUCCCCGCCUAGACAUGUACCAAAGCCAAGGCCGCGGUAGACCAGAACUCUCGGAGGUGGCGAUUGAAGUGUCUCUGGAUGGCCAUGGGAGUGACCGUGGACAAGCUUUCACCAAAACUCAGGGGGACCAGUGUUAUGUCAACAGCACACAUUUUUAACCCUGUCCCCGCAUAAGCAGACUGGAUAGACGAGGCACUUUGGACCUACAGCCUGGCUUGUGGGAGUCCGUGUAGGCACUGACCAAACCCACGGUGUACACUCUGGUCAGUGAGGGGUUGGCAGUGUGGGGUGUUCAUUGGCCGUGUCUCUGAAUUUUUACGGGACUGACAAGGUAACCCAUUACGUGGUCCUGGAGGUCUCAUGCUGCUCUUCAAGAGUUUUCGUUUGCUCAUUGAUUUUCCUGAAGCAAACUGCACUGGUGUGUGCAUGUCAGGGGCACUGAAGGCGGGGACUCAGUGAUUGUGGACACGGGACUCAAAGUAGCUUUUGUUUGACACCCAUUAGAGCUUCCAGCUGACCCUCAGGUGAGCUCAUUGCCAAGUAUAUCGCACAAACUUAGGAGCCAUAAUGGCUGUUUGUUUGUUUGUUUUUUUCCAUUCCACUGGAAGAUUAUAAAAGAGGAAGAAUAGUCUUGCCACUGCUGCAAUUUUUUUCUCUGGCUUAUUUUUGAAUGAAUGUAAAAUGGAGACCCAUUAAGGAAGAGACCACUUUCAGAACAGGAGAAAAAGUGGAGUUUAGGGGGUGGUGGGGAGCGGGGAGAGAGCAGGAGGAAAAUGCUAUUGGGCCAUUUCGUUUUGUGAGGUGGAAAGAAAAUGAAUGUUUACUUUCUGCUGUGAACUGGGCGUUUCAAAUGUUUAAAUAUAUAAACUAUUUUUCUUUUUUUCACGUGGAAAUGUAGGAAUAUUUCUACUUAAGUAUGACACAAGUACUUUCAUACUGUCUUUGAGAAUCAGUCCAUGGGGACUGUUUUCAUUUAUUUGCUUAAUAAUGACUUCCUUAUUUGUCCAAAUUUCCUUUGAGUCUUUUUUUUUUUUUUUAAUAUACGAUCACAUUAAUCUAUGAGGCAUUUACCAGGAGAAAAAUGAGCAUUUCUGGGUAGAAGAAUAAAUAAUAUUCUGUACUCAUUCCUGCACCCGAAGUAAGCUAGGUUGAUUUUUUUAAAUUAGACAUAUUUAAAAAUAUUUAUGACAAUUGCCAACUAGUAACUUAAUGGAAAAGUAUAUGGAAAUGAGAAGGAAUUCCAUUGCUGGCUUUACCAAAUGUGUUUGGAGGAGCUUAAACUUUCAUGUGUCUGACCCGUGUUACCAAGUUCAGAUACAUUUAUUAGACUCUGAUUCGGAUCCAUAACCAAUAUGCCUGUCUUAGUAUUGGAGAAGCAUCUGCCGUGCAUUUAACACACAGUCCAGGCAGAAAUACUUUCAUCAGAACUGUCUCAAAAUAGGUGUGAGAAAAUGGGCGGUACCUCACCAGAGAACUAGAAUCUUCUUUGAUGGGUUGCAAAGUUGACUGAAAAUGAUCCCCUCUUAGGCCCUAAGCAUUGAGUCCUGCACAGUAGUUCACAGAAAAAGCACUCACAUUUCCCAGCACAAACAUCACUAAA